UUUAAGAACCGACUGUGGCCGAUUCGAGCCAAUUAACAAGCUGAAAAUCAAGCCGUUUCUUGAUCACCAUCCAAGCCUCCCUCCUGCCUGCCACAGCAGCCCUGAAGCGGCGCAGUCGAAUUUCAGUCCUUUUUUAACGUCGCUCCAUCCGACAAAACCACAAGCGACGAGUCAUCCGUUUCAACAAUUGCAAAAAAUGGCUGAUACAGAGGCGCCGCAGUUCACUACGCUCGCUGAGCGCAUUGCUGCUCUCAACCAGCAAAAGAAUUUCCAGGCACCCUCACCCGCUGCUGGCAAACGACCCCCACCCCCGCCACCCCCCGUCCGCUCCUUGACCGAAGGCGUGCCUAGGACUACUUCCGACACUGUUUCGGCCGAGAAGAGCCCUUCGAUCCCCGCCCGGCCUGUCCGGGCUGCCACGGAGAAGCUCCCGCCGCCUCUUCCACGUCGGACCACCGGGCAAGAGAAUGGCGACCCCCCACAACCCCCCUCGAACCGUCCCGGACCCCCUCCGCUGCCAACGCGGAACUCGCAGCUGGCGACCCCACCAAGCCUACCCUCGCGCCGGCCCUCUACCCAGACACUUUCUGUUAGGAGGAACUCAAACUCUUCCGAUAUAUCUCAGCUAUCCGCCGUGUCGAGUCUGUCACUAAGCCAAAGCAAGUCUGCUACUUCCAAUGGAGGACCCGAGACGCAGACACGGAGAAGGCUACCGCCGCCUCUUGAACAAGCCAAUCUUCCGCCGCUACCCCCUAAAGCAAAGCCGAAGGAGGCGGAGAAUAGCACGCCCUCUCUCCCACCCAGACGCAUUGCCGACCCGCCCCAGCCUUCCCAGCCUCCUCGCCUGCCCUCAAGGCCAAACAACUCGCCAGCCGUUGUUCUCCCCGAGCAGUCAUCACCCGCCCUUCCAGCCCGGCGCAUGGCACCUCCACCGUCCAGCUUCCGCCCCAAGUCAGCCCUUGAGAGCGGUUUCGGUUCCGGCGCGCGCAACCCGUCCCCUCCUUCAGUACCACCCCCUAUUCCGCUCAGCUCCCGGCCGACCGUCGCCCAGAUCGACGCUGUAGCGAGCCGGACAGCCCCAGCAGCAACACCCCCUCCCAACCCGUCACCCCAAUCCUGUCUCAUCUGCCGCGACUUCUCCGGCCCGGACACGCUGGCCGCCCAGCACCCCACCGCCUCCAUCCCGCGCGGAGCUGGUGCCGUCGACCCCAUCGAGCAUCUGGCGUACACGCUCUGUGCGCCCUUCUCCUCGCCGACAGACAAGGCGCGAGCCAUCUUCGCGUGGAUGCACCACAACAUUGUCUACGACGUUCACGGCUUCUUCAACAACUGCAUCCCGCGCGGGCUGACCCCGACCGAGACCAUUUUCUCAGGCAAGGCCGUGUGCGAGGGGUACGCACGCGUAUACGAAGCCAUCGCCGUGCGGGCUGGGCUAGGGUGCGUGGUCGUGACGGGGCACGGCAAGGGCUUCGGGUUUACCCCCGUCAAGGCCGGACAGCCGCUGCCGCCGCGCAAGCCAACGGGCCACGCAUGGAAUGCCGUGCGCAUCGACGGCGGCGCCUGGAAGCUGAUCGACCCGUGCUGGGGCGCUGGCGCGCUCUGCAAAGGCGAGUACUCGCAGCGCUUCGCCGCCGAGUGCUUCACCAUGAGCAACGAGAAGUUUGGCACCCGCCACUUCCCCGCCGACGAGAGGCACUGGUACCGCGAGGACGGCCGCGCGCCGUCGUGGGAGGAGUACAUAUUGGGCCCCCUCGGCGACGAGCCGGCCGAGUGGAUGGGCGACGCGACCCGGGAAGGGCUGGAACAGGCCAACUUUGCGCCGAUGCAGCGGCGCAUCAACGUGAGCAACGGCGGGAUGGUGCGGUUCCAGUUUGCCAAGGUGUGCGAGCACUGGCGGCCGGAGAAGAACGGCAAGGGCAAGCAGGUGCUGUUUGGGCUGAAGCUCAAUGGCCAGAAUGGGAUGAAGGAUCACAUUGUUCCGAUGGAGCACGACGGGUUUUGGCACUACCUGGACGUGGAUGCGCGAGACCUCGGUGCGCCGGGGCAAACGCUCUCGAUGGUUGCGUUUACAAUGAUAGACGGGCAGAGCGCGAGGGGGCUGACCAAGGAGGAGUGGCUACAGAAGAAGGGACGGUGUGGGUAUAGCUAUGCGUAUAUGGUGCGAUGGGAGUUGGUAUGAUGGUUCUGCAUGGAUUCAAUGAUGGUUACGAACGGAUUAGUACCUUUCUCAUGAUAUAUACGCCUACUCCACAACGGCGACUCAUAUCGCCUCUAGACUAAUAUCAUCCCUCAACACCCCAACAUGCACCACAAACCCCGUGUUCGCCCUGAGCCCCUCCACCAGCAUCUCAUCCGGCACGCGCCACGUAUGGAACGACCUGGCAAACCUGACCGCCCACGCCUCGAACACGAGCGGAUCCCGCAGCUGCUGC
Chaetomium fimeti is the source of this 2432-nucleotide messenger RNA. RefSeq lists its product as uncharacterized. The record is from RefSeq and is a predicted model, not a curated record. NCBI's taxonomy places the organism in Eukaryota, Fungi, Ascomycota, Sordariomycetes, Sordariales, Chaetomiaceae. The transcript has a single exon. Gene Ontology annotation, cellular component: cytoplasm. The coding region runs from base 197 to 2179 and encodes 660 amino acids.